AAAAAAAAACUGUUACUGGCAAUGCACUCCAUAUGUGUGCCAUAAAUAUAAUAGGUACAAGUUGUGCUACAUCUCUCGCUUUUUUGUCAAACAGUUCCAGCAUAUUUGUGGGAAGGCCCACCCUUGAGGUCUCGUCGUUGUGUCUCGCAUGUUGCUAUGCCAUUUCUCUCGCCUUUUGGGUCCUUUGUUUCCCUCACUCAGCCAUCGUUGGGGACGCUUCAUUCAUCCAAUUCUGUGCGGUUGUUAUAGAGAUAUGACUGUUUUUGUGUUAGGGAUGCUGUGCAAUGUUUUUGUGCAUACCUCGUGACUGGGUGAUCAGUGUUUUUUGUUGAUCCCCCCAGCCGAUGUUGUUCAGGCGACUCUCCUCUCCCCACCUUUGAGGACUUGAGAUAGUCUCUCACGCGUUUCUCUGCCGUUCCUCUCGCUUUUUGGGCAGUUUCUUCCCCUCGCUUUAC
Molecule: messenger RNA, 455 nt
Organism: Pisolithus orientalis
Lineage: Eukaryota; Fungi; Basidiomycota; Agaricomycetes; Boletales; Pisolithaceae
Exons: 3
Coding region: 33-257 (74 amino acids)
Source: RefSeq, a predicted model, not a curated record